GAUGCCAUUUCUGUAGGUUUAUAAUUACUCUUUGAUAAAGUGCAGAAUUGAUGAAAAAGCUUUCUAAUGCUAGCUAUUUCUACGUCCUACAACAACACACCUUUUUAUUUUACGAUUACGACCCGAUUCGGAGGAAAAUAGAUAUCAAAACAACUGUCAUAUCUGUAACUUUUAAUGGUGAAAAAUAUGAAGAAAAAAAAAUCAUGUCUUUUUCGUGCGCAUAUUGAUUUCCCGCGGAUGUGGGCUGUCAAUUUCAUCUCUAUAAUAUAUGCUGAGAUGAACUGUGAAUCAAGAAAUGAGCCAUGCGUAUAUUUUUAUGACUUCUUGAUCACAAUAAAAUCUGAUGGAUUAAGUAUUUUUCAUCCGAAGUCAAACCCUGUACAUGUGUAAUAUAGAUUUACUUCUAGUAGUGGUUAGAUUGCAAUUUGGAUAGGAAGGUUUUCUAAGCUCUGAUCUCGAAGCGCACCUUAAUAAAGACACCUUAUCAUGUGAUCUAACGAUGGAGUCCGUGAUUGACAUCAAAGACUGGUUGCUGACCAAAUGCAAAACAAACUCGACAACGUCCAGUAAGAACAACAGAGACUGCGGCAGCAACAUAGGUGGCGCCAUCACACCGGAUACGAUUCCAGAGUUUGUGAUUCCUAAAUCAAAUGGAGGCUCCAGAAGAGGAAGUUACGACAUUGAUAAUUUCGACAGCGAGCACCUCUUUUCUGUCUCGCGCAGAAGCAGUAUUUGUUCCACUAAAACGAGUCCCGGAAUUUCACCCAGUGCCUCGGCAGUGGUUUUGGAGACACGGUAUGCCUCGUCGGCUCCUGGAUCUCCGAGACAUGAAAUAAAAGAUAUAGUUUCAAGACACAAAACAUCCAAGUCUAUGAACUGCAUUGGGGAUACCAACUCUGAUCCAUUGUCAGUGGCGGCCAUGUCACUUCAUCACUUCCGUUCAAAAACUACGUAUGGAUUUAGUACAUUAUCACAAACUCCACACACUAGAAGAAAAGAGUCCCUUUUUCACAUUCAAGGAAAUGGUCUAUCGUCACGUGAUUCUCAGCGUCUGAGGUCACUUGAGGCCCUCUCGAUUAGAGGCCGACCAGACAUGAUGGACGACGUCAUCAGGUUUUCCGACCCAGACAUUUCCACGAGGAAGCACACUCCUUCCGUUAUAGUUACCCCUUCCGCUUCGCAAAUAAGUUCUUCAGAGAUGUUGUCCCCCGAACGUCAGCCAAACCAUCUCCUCGCCGCAUCGCGCUUGUUUAUAAAAAAUGGAAAUAUUGCCAAUAGAAACUUGAGGAAAGGUAAUUUGUACUACAGACGCCGAUCCUCUUUAUUAGGUCUCGAUACAGACGAAUCAAAUACCUCUUCUCAAGAUUCUCUUGUCGAAGUCAGCCAACCAAAAAAAUCUAGUAAAAGAAACGAAAAGGAUGUUGUCGCACUGAAACGACACUCUUCCCCGCAGCUAAGGGAGUCUGGACUCGUCGAGGCAUGUGAGCCGCAUAGGUCAAAAUCGUGCGCCCUAAUAAAUAGUUCCAAUUCAAAACAUACAACCAAACAUGGAGAACUUAAGUUUGCCUUCCAGUACCUAGCCGCAACUAAACAACUGAAAUUAACACUGAUCAAAGCAGAAUGUCUCGGUGGUUCCGACAAAACGGACUCAAAUUUGAACCCUUACGCAAAAGUUUAUCUUAUGCCUGGAAAACUUCAAAAACAGGUGUCUGAAUUGUUUAAACAUACACGAAAACCAGUAUUUGACAAAAGUUUCUUUUUUCAAGGACUGUCAUUAAAACAGCUACAUGCCAUGACACUGAGAAUUAAAAUUUUUCACAAAUCGCAUAACCUACGACCGCCAGAGCUGGUCGGAAGAACCGACCUGGAGUUGGAAAAUUACGACCUCAUGACAGAAAACCGGAUGUGGAAAGACCUGGAUACAGUUUGUGAAAGCGAGGACCUGGGUGCCCUUGAAGUCAGUAUGCGGUUCGAACCAAGAGAAGGCUGUCUUGUAAUAGGAGUGUGUAGAGGAAUAGGACUACCAGAACAUCAAAUCAAAGGCCCUCCAGACCCCUACGUCAAAAUAGAGGUCAUCCAGCCAGGAAAAUCAGCCUUGAAAAGAGUUACCAAGACCAAGAAGAGCACCAGAGACCCAGUUUUCAACGAAAAUUACAAUUUCCCGGUGUCUUUUAAAAUGGACGACAUCAGUUACACCUACGUCACUCUGACCGUCUACAGUCACGAACGAAUUAAGAGUGACGAGAUCAUCGGUCAGGUUGGACUCGGAUUUGUAGCAACUCAAGAUUCUGAAAUCAAACAUUGGCGGGAAAUGAUGCAAAACCCCGGUCGGGAGAUUUCUGAAAUUCACAAUCUGCUGGAUCUAGACGACGACCAAAAGCUAAAAUUAUAGCACCAUCCAUAAAAAAUACGAUGUUUUGAUGUUUUUUUUUUCAAACUCGAUAAAGUGAAAGAGAAAUAUUACCAUGGGGCAAGGAACAUCCCCCCUACCGGUUUUUCAGUGUUAAAUCAGUAAACUAUUUUUAAAAAGUUGGCUCUUUUUGGCAAAUGGGCCUCAUUUUUGAAAAAAAAAUAAGAUUGAUUUCUGUGCAAACCAAGAAGAUUUCUAUCUGAUUACGAUUCUGAAAAUAUUUCAUAGGGGGAAAUGGACUAAUACUAGAUUGGAAAUGGAAGUCCUCCACAAAAUUCAUUGAUCCGCCUUUGACACCAACCAAUAUUGAACAUCUUUCUUGCAUUUACGUUUAAACUAGGGUAAUCCUGUGAUUUGGAGCAGUGAUAAAAAUUGGGGUACAUAUUGAAUUUUACAAGGUUAUCAACAGUGUUAUUUAAGAUAUGCAAGGUGCUCGUCUGAUAACGUUUUAUACACAGACGACACAGUUUUGUUUACUAGGGAUUGAACAAAUGGUUUUGAU
This is a messenger RNA of Saccostrea cuccullata (small rock oyster), 2912 nucleotides long. Its product is annotated as synaptotagmin-1-like. The record is from RefSeq and is a predicted model, not a curated record. The transcript has 4 exons. The coding region runs from base 500 to 2392 and encodes 630 amino acids. Lineage: Eukaryota; Metazoa; Mollusca; Bivalvia; Ostreida; Ostreidae.